AUGAGCCCAUUGUUUUAUCAUCGGUUCCAGACAGCCUCUACUGCCUACUAUCUGGCGCUGACCUUUCUGACCAGGAAUGAGAUCUUAUGCAUUCAUGACACCUUCUGCAAGCUGUGUCCCAGAGGCAAGUACUACAAGGAUGCCACCCUAACCAUGGAUCAAAUCAGCUCCUUGCCAGCCUUGCGGGUUAACCCCUUCAGAGACAGAAUCUGCAGAGUGUUCUCCCACGAUGAUGUCUUCUCAUUUGAAGAUGUCUUGGGAAUGGCUUCUGUAUUUAGUGCGCAGGCCUGCCCCAGCCUGAAGAUUGAGUAUGCCUUCCGCAUCUAUGCAGAUAUUAAUGAGAAUGGUUUCAUUGAUGAAGAUGACCUCCAGUGCAUCAUCCAGCGAUUGCUAAACACUACUGAUGUGGGUGACGACUUGCUAAAGAAUCUGACUAAACAUAUAUUGGGAGAAUCAGACCUGGACAAUGAUCACAUGCUGUCUUUUGCAGAGUUUGAACAUGCCAUGUCCAAGUCCCCAGAUUUCAUGAACUCGUUCCGGAUUCAUUCCUGGGGCCUCUGAUGGUGAAGCUGCCCUGCUGAGAACAUACUAAUGAAAAGGUCUUUUGACUGCCAUGUGGGAGAUCUCUACCAUCCUGUCCACUUCCCUCUCAUCUCUGGAGGUUAAGGGAGGGAUAUGGUUACAAGUGUAUCUCUGUUUCUUUUAAGAGAAUAAAGCCACAGAUGGCAUUUUCCUUACCCUUCUGGUUCAGUAUUCCUUAAACCCAAGCAGUGUACCAUGUUGGGAUAUAAAAAAGGGUUGAACAAAAUGAGUGGACACAGUAAAGUUUUAUGUAGCAUCCCUCUUGUCUAUAUCAUCCAUCA
Messenger RNA from Dromiciops gliroides (monito del monte), 863 nucleotides. It is a transcript of the gene CIB4, whose product is annotated as calcium and integrin binding family member 4. Gene Ontology annotation, molecular function: calcium ion binding. The record is from RefSeq and is a predicted model, not a curated record. Bases 1 to 561 code for a protein of 186 amino acids. The transcript has 8 exons. NCBI's taxonomy places the organism in Eukaryota, Metazoa, Chordata, Mammalia, Microbiotheria, Microbiotheriidae.